Molecule: messenger RNA, 432 nt
Organism: Microdochium trichocladiopsis
Lineage: Eukaryota; Fungi; Ascomycota; Sordariomycetes; Xylariales; Microdochiaceae
Product: EthD domain-containing protein
Exons: 2
Coding region: 1-432 (143 amino acids)
Molecular function (GO): oxidoreductase activity
Source: RefSeq, a predicted model, not a curated record
AUGCCGACAGAGAAACUUGUCCGAAUCACGACCCUAAUCCCCCGCAAGAAGGGCAUGUCGCAGGCCGACUUCUACAAGCACUGGAGCACCGUCCACGGGCCCAUGGUGGUCGAUUUCAUGAUGCGCCAUGGCGUGGUCGAGUAUCGUCAGUACCACACCACUCCGGAAAUGAAGGCCUUGGGCGAAGCCUUGGCCAAGGCUGCCGGGCGCCCGAUGCUCGAGUACGACGGCAUCAGCGACGCCUAUGUCAGGGACUUUCAGGCGUUCCAGGAGUCCGCGUUCAAGGACCCGGAGUACACGGAGAAGAUCCAGCCCGACGAGCUGAGGUUUAUCGAUGUCGAGAAUAUUCAGAUGACGAUCGGGUACGACUACUGGGUGAUCGAGAACGGGAAGCCUGUCUUGGGGGGACAGGAGAGCGGUCUACCGAAAUGA